Messenger RNA from Rotaria sordida, 1266 nucleotides. NCBI's taxonomy places the organism in Eukaryota, Metazoa, Rotifera, Eurotatoria, Philodinida, Philodinidae. The record is from the annotation of a GenBank genome assembly.
AUGCGUCAAGAAUUAUCAAAUUUUCAAUUAGAAAAAUCGACUAUUUCUCUUUGUACAGCAGUAGUAGUAACAUCAUCAACUACCAAAUCACAAACACCAAUUGCUAUUACUUGGACUAAUCAAUUAGAAGUCUGAGUCGAUGGUGCUAAUAUUACAUGAGGAAUAAAUCCUAUCUUAUUUUGUAAAAUAGCCGAGGAUCUGCAGAAUACCUAUCAAGCAGUAUUCAGAAUUUUGUAGGCUUGUCCAUACUAAACAAAAUGUCGAAUAUAAUCUUACAGAUAGUUGUGGGUGUACGAGUAGAAUUUUAUAAGUAGUGACAGAAGUUAAACUCCGCAUAGGCAUACUGAAAUUGCACACUCUAAACACGGUAGAAAUUCUAAUGAUGAAAGUAAGAAAACUAACAGAAUUUUAAAGGAAUUCUGUUACGAAUAACAGAAGAUCAACUUCCAAUACUCAUGGUAGAAUUGUAUAUCUCAAAUAGAAUAUAAACAGAAUUCUGUUACAAGUAACGGAAGACGAACUUCGAAUACUCAUACUAGAAAGGUAUACUUCCACGAAGAAAGAAAUUCUAAUCAAGAAUUCAAAGAAAAACAGCAAACUUCAAACAGAACUGUUUUAUAGUCGUCAGAAGAAGAUAACAUUUUCUAUAUACGUUCAAAUAAAGAUUACAGAGUAUAAACACACCAGAAGAGAAUUUCUACCAUGUUUUUGAGAACACAGAAUUCUACAGAAUUCUCUUAAGAUUAGGAAUAAAAACAGGCUGGGAGAGAAUCCUAAUAUCCAAUGAACACCAACGCUUAUAUAUGUCGUUUUUGAGAACAUAGAACUCUACAGAAUUCUAAACAGAAUAUAAACAGACUAGGACAGAAUUGUAGUAUUGAAUGAUUACGAACACUCAUAUACGUUGUCUUUGACAAAAUAGAAGUCUACAGAAUUCUAUCAUGAAUAUAAACAGAUCACGAUGGAAUUCUCAUAUUCCUGAUCAUCAACGGUUAUAGACGUUGUCUCGGAGAGCAUAGAAUUUUACAGAAUUCUAACCAGAAUACAAUCUGCUAUUAACAUCGUUUUCCCGUGUAAAAGCUUCCAAAGUAUAUCGUCUGAUGUUUUGGUUAUUCUCUUUUGUAAUUAUGGAUAGUGAAACAAGGCGUUGAUUGUGUUUCUUUUCUCAGAACAGAACUAAAAGAUGAUUGAUAUAUACGUCAAUGGCUGUGAGCAAAGAAGUAUUUAUUUUGAUUUGUGGUAGCUCUGCUCUCGAAUUUUCUCUUU